Molecule: messenger RNA, 834 nt
Organism: Eutrema salsugineum
Lineage: Eukaryota; Viridiplantae; Streptophyta; Magnoliopsida; Brassicales; Brassicaceae
Exons: 1
Coding region: 1-834 (277 amino acids)
Source: RefSeq, a predicted model, not a curated record
AUGACAUCAGUCAACAACCCUCCUCUCAAAAGAAUAAGAGCCGCGGAACUUGAUACCUCAGAAUUGGAGCAGGAAAACAGGCUUACCAUCAUAGGCCGACUCACAAACCCUGGGAAGCAACAACUAUGGGGAAUGAUCACGUUCCUCCCCAAACGAUGGGAUCUCAGAGGCAAGGCCUUCAGAGCCGACUUAGGCCAGGGUUGCUUCCAAUACCACUUCGACUUCGAAUAUGACUUACAGAAAGUCUUAGAUAACCGUCCCUAUCACUACUCAGAAUGGAUGGUGAUACUCCAAAGGUGGGAGCCUGUCAUCUCACCAGACUUUCCCUCACAAAUCCCUUUUUGGAUCGAGCUAAAAGGCAUUCCGCUACACUACUGGAGAAGAGAGCUUCUGAGAAAAUUUGGAAGAGAACUGGGAGUCGUUGAAGACAUCAACAUCACAAAAGGUGCAGCCAAAAUAAAAGUCAGAAUCGAUGGCCUACAACCGCUAACAAAAGCAACAAUUCUUGAACUACCAGGAGGAAUGAAAGCUAUUGUCAACCUCCACUAUGAAAAACUCAAGAAACACUGCUCUAUAUACCAUAUUCUCUCUCGCGAAAAGGAAUCAUGUCCACAAAACAGUGAUAUGGCUGACCAGAGAGAGAAAAGGGAACCAUCAGGAAGAAAACGCUCACCACCACCAAAACAGAGAGGACAUCAUAGUAAAAGGAACGCUUACCGGGACCGACUGGAUAGACAUGACAAACCCUUCGGACCAAGACCCUCACAAACCAUGUCAAGACAAAGAACCUCUUACGAUUCUGAGCACCAAACCUCUCACGACCAUCAGGAUUAA